CACUAAAGCACUGCCCAAGAAGUCAACAUAAAAUUCCACCUACACCCGCGCUCAACAGUUUUGUUUUCAAUUAACCGCGAUGGGCGACAGUUCGGAUGAGGAAUACCUGGGCACGGAGUGGCUGCCUUACAGGGAACGACCCGAAUGGGUGGAUGUGGAGCCGCUGGCCCAGGAGGACGGCGCCAAUCCGGUGGUGUCCAUCGCCUACAGUCAAAAGUUUCGUGAGGUCUUCGACUACAUGAGGGCCGUCAUUGCCAGCGGGGAGAAGAGCCAGCGUGCCUUGGACCUCACCACGGAUGCACUGCGUCUGAAUCCGGCAAACUACACUGUUUGGCAGUACAGACGCGACAUCCUGCGCGAUCUGAAAGCUGAUUUGAAUGCCGAGCUGGACUACCUCAGCGAGGUGAUAAGCCAAAACUCGAAGAACUACCAGGUGUGGCACCACCGACGCGUCAUUGUCGAGAUGCUGAACGAUCCCAGCAACGAGCUAGAGCUCACGGAGAACGCCCUGGUCAACGAUGGCGACGCCAAAAACUACCACGCCUGGCAGCAUCGCCAGUGGGCCAUUCGCACCUUCAAGCUCUUCGACGAUGAGCUGAACUUUGUAGAUCGUUUGAUUUGCGAGGAUCAGCGCAACAAUUCGGCCUGGAACCAGCGCUUCUUUGUGAUCAAGCAUUUUGGAUUCACGCCAGACUUGGUGCAGCGGGAACUGUCAUACACCAUGAACCGCAUUCGCAUAAUCAAGAACAACGAGAGUGCCUGGAACUAUUUAGUGGGUGUGAUACGGCAGGGAGAGAAUGGAAAAGGUCAACUGAACAGCUACCCGGAGGUGGUGCAGUUCGUGGAGGAGAUCUACCAGUCUGGCAACCGAUCCCCCUAUCUGCUGGCCUUCCUCAUCGAUCUGUACCAGGAGCAGGCACUCCAACUAAAACACGGCGACAGCGAACAGUUGGCCCGUAAGGUAUACGGCCUGUGCGAUGAGAUGGCCAGCAAGCACGAUACGAUCCGUAGGAAGUACUGGCAGUAUGUGGCCAACCAUUUGAAGAACCAACUGAGCAAAGUCGAGACGAAGCAGCAACAGCAGUAGUCCAGGUUCUAAAUUCUUUUUUGCUUAGUUUUAAACCAUUUACGACGUACUUAGGCCUUCUUUAUAAAUAAAUAAAAUUAAAUUUACCAGUCUAA
Drosophila rhopaloa is the source of this 1182-nucleotide messenger RNA. RefSeq names its product protein farnesyltransferase/geranylgeranyltransferase type-1 subunit alpha (gene Fnta). The transcript has 3 exons. Gene Ontology annotation, cellular component: cytoplasm; CAAX-protein geranylgeranyltransferase complex; protein farnesyltransferase complex. Gene Ontology annotation, molecular function: CAAX-protein geranylgeranyltransferase activity; protein farnesyltransferase activity. Bases 80 to 1087 code for a protein of 335 amino acids. The record is from RefSeq and is a predicted model, not a curated record. Gene Ontology annotation, biological process: protein farnesylation; protein geranylgeranylation. Lineage: Eukaryota; Metazoa; Arthropoda; Insecta; Diptera; Drosophilidae.